CUCUUUUCUUCGCUCGAUUCCAUUUCAAAAUCUGUUCUUCUAUCUCCUGUUCCUGAAGAAGACGAUUUCUGGGUUUGUCUAAAGUUUGGAACUUUUUUCCUGUGGAGACUUCGAUUACCUACAGAUAUCAGAUUCCUCGAUUCAAAAUCAAACUUUGUUCUUCUGGGUCUCUUCUCCUGUUGCUGAGGAAGAAGAUUAGUGGGCUUAAGCUUUAUUUUGUGGGUGUGUAUGCAAAAUCAAAUGGAGUGGGAUAGUGAUUCCGAUCUCAGCGGUGGAGAUGAAGUGGCGGAGGAUGGAUGGUUCGGUGGAGAUAACGGAGCGAUUCCGUUUCCGGUAGGUAGUCUUCCUGGCACGGCGCCGUGUGGGUUUGUGGUCAGCGAUGCUCUUGAACCUGACAACCCUAUCAUUUAUGUUAACACUGUUUUUGAGAUUGUUACUGGUUAUCGAGCUGAAGAAGUUAUUGGUCGAAAUUGCCGUUUCUUGCAAUGUAGAGGGCCAUUUACUAAAAGAAGGCAUCCAAUGGUAGAUUCUACAAUUGUAGCGAAGAUGCGACAAUGUCUAGAAAAUGGCAUCGAGUUUCAAGGCGAGUUGCUCAACUUUCGGAAAGAUGGAUCUCCCUUGAUGAACAAGCUGCGUCUAGUCCCUAUCCGUGAAGAAGACGAAAUCACUCAUUUCAUAGGCGUUCUCUUAUUUACAGAUGCAAAAAUUGAUCUUGGCCCAUCUCCUGAUUUAUCUGCAAAAGAAAUUCCUAGAAUAUCUCGCUCAUUUACUUCUGCUUUACCAAUCGGAGAGCGUAAUGUUUCUCGUGGACUCUGUGGGAUAUUCGAACUGAGUGAUGAAGUAAUAGCUAUCAAGAUAUUGUCACAGUUGACUCCUGGUGAUAUUGCAUCGGUUGGUUGUGUAUGUAGGCGGCUCAAUGAGUUGACAAAGAAUGAUGAUGUGUGGAGAAUGGUCUGUCAAAACACAUGGGGUACCGAGGCAACACGUGUUCUUGAGAGUGUUCCCGGUGCAAAAAGGAUUGGUUGGGUGCGACUGGCCCGAGAGUUCACCACUCACGAAGCAACAGCAUGGAGGAAGUUUUCAGUUGGAGGUACUGUUGAGCCUUCUCGGUGUAAUUUCAGCGCAUGUGCAGUUGGGAACAGGAUUGUUAUCUUUGGCGGGGAAGGUGUGAAUAUGCAGCCGAUGAAUGAUACAUUUGUGUUGGACCUUGGCUCGAGUAGUCCCGAGUGGAAAUCUGUUCUGGUCAGCUCUCCUCCUCCGGGUCGCUGGGGUCACACACUUUCUUGUGUCAACGGUUCCCGUUUAGUAGUGUUUGGAGGUUACGGGAGCCACGGAUUACUCAAUGAUGUGUUCUUAUUAGACCUUGAUGCAGACCCACCAAGCUGGAGGGAAGUAUCCGGAUUGGCCCCUCCAAUACCAAGAUCAUGGCACAGUUCGUGCACACUUGAUGGCACUAAGCUGAUUGUAUCUGGUGGUUGUGCUGAUUCAGGAGCUCUACUCAGCGAUACAUUCCUGCUUGACCUAUCGAUGGAUAUACCUGCUUGGAGGGAGAUACCGGUUCCAUGGACUCCCCCAUCUCGCCUCGGGCAUACUCUAACUGUCUAUGGUGACCGCAAGAUUCUUAUGUUUGGCGGUCUAGCUAAAAACGGUACUUUGAGAUUCCGCUCUAACGAUGUAUACACGAUGGAUCUUAGCGAGGAUGAACCGAGUUGGAGACCUGUGAUUGGGUAUGGAUCUAGCCUCCCCGGAGGCAUGGCAGCUCCACCACCAAGGCUGGACCAUGUGGCAAUCAGCCUUCCCGGUGGUAGAAUCUUGAUCUUUGGUGGUUCGGUUGCAGGGCUUGACUCGGCUUCUCAGCUUUAUCUUCUUGAUCCAAAUGAGGAGAAACCGGCAUGGAGAAUACUGAAUGUUCAGGGAGGUCCGCCGAGGUUUGCAUGGGGACACACAACAUGUGUGGUCGGAGGAACUCGAUUGGUCGUAUUAGGUGGUCAGACCGGUGAAGAGUGGAUGUUAAAUGAAGCACAUGAACUGUUACUAGCAACUUCUACCACUGCAAGUACUUGAUCAAGUGAUGAAGUUAAAAAGGCAUUUAGAUGUGUUGGACAAAAGAUCUAUACAUUGAUCAAAAACAUGUUCAUAUUGUCUGUACAUGGUGAGUUUGAUACGUCCAUGUUUUGUUCAUCUGUUGACUUAAUGUUUUUUUUUUGUAUAUGCAAUAUUACGAAUUGGAUUGUACAUAACGUCUUUUGUAGUGCAAGUGGCCAAAUGAUCUAAAUCCAAACCUUUUUUUUUGUCCUCCCAAAAUGUUUCAUGUCUGAUUGAAAUCAAAAUUAUUGUGUUUAGG
Molecule: messenger RNA, 2344 nt
Organism: Arabidopsis thaliana (thale cress)
Lineage: Eukaryota; Viridiplantae; Streptophyta; Magnoliopsida; Brassicales; Brassicaceae
Gene: LKP2
Product: LOV KELCH protein 2
Exons: 2
Coding region: 229-2064 (611 amino acids)
Biological process (GO): protein ubiquitination; ubiquitin-dependent protein catabolic process; blue light signaling pathway
Cellular component (GO): cytoplasm; nucleus
Source: RefSeq, marked reviewed